This is a messenger RNA of Alternaria alternata, 1626 nucleotides long. Its product is annotated as HET-domain-containing protein. Lineage: Eukaryota; Fungi; Ascomycota; Dothideomycetes; Pleosporales; Pleosporaceae. The record is from RefSeq and is a predicted model, not a curated record. The transcript is spliced from 2 exons. Bases 1 to 1626 code for a protein of 541 amino acids.
AUGUCAACUGGAUCUGAAACGAAUGUUGUACCUCACAGACUAUGCCGACGGUGCGAUUAUGUCGUCGAAGAAUUGCGACCGAGCCUUUCGACCAAACUGGAGUCCGGGCACGACCGCCUGCUCUAUUACUAUCCAAACGUACAAACGUUCAUUAACAACAUACUGCGAGAUCGUUGUCAUCUUUGCGCAAUCCUAGCUGGCUGGCUUGUCAAAUCACAACGAGUGAACACAGUCGAGGAAGCCGUGGAAAACUUGGACAAGUAUUCUGACAAGGCUGCCACCCCACUUUACAUGAUCAUGAAAAACUCAUCGAUGGGAUCACGGGACGGUUGGCAAGAGUUCGAUCUUUUCGUAGGACACGACAAAGAUGGGCGCUCAUUGGAUGUGGUGUCACGUACGAUAUUGAACCACUUCAAGAGAGGUAUAGGGAAGACGGAUGUGGCACCAGAGGAGCUAUCGACCUUCACAGGAUCACACCUCAGCUAUGCAAGCAUCAAAAAAUGGUUGCAUAUCUGUUCUACGGAGCAUCCGGGAUGCCGCGGAAGUUUAAAGCGACGUGCACCAACAAGGUUAUUGGACCUUGGGAUGGAAAAAACUAAAGACGUCAGACUGGUUGCAGGGAGUACCAUCGGUCAAGCGUCAUAUGUGGCGCUAAGCUAUUGCUGGGGAACUGUGCCUCAAUUGAUGCUCUUGCUGGAGAGAUACUCGGAGUUUCAGACCCAAAUUCCGUUCGAGUCUCUCUCCAAAGUUGCGCAGGAUGCGACCGUUGUCUGCCGGAACAUGUCAGUGCGCUAUCUAUGGAUUGACGCUCUUUGCAUCAUACAAGGACCUGACGGAGAUUUUCAACAAGAAGCAGCGCGCAUGGAAGAUGUUUAUGCGAAUGCGUUGUUUACGAUAACGGCGGCAGCGUGUACAGACACAACGCAACCGUUUUUGCUACGCCGUAAUCCACUAUCGUGGAUUGACUGUCAAAUCUUUGAUAAUGAGAGUGGAGAAUAUUCAAGCUAUUUCGAAGGCAUCCCCUACUGUGACAGAGACGACAAUGUGCCUGGUGUCUUCGCUCUGGACUCCAGAGGUUGGUGCUUCCAGGAGCAGUUCCUUUCGCCAAGAUCACUUUACUUUGGCACAAAAGGUGUCCAUUGGGAAUGUCGUGAAUCACUGGUAUGUGAGCAUUUGCCCGAUAUGACAGUCCAACAUUUCGCAGAUGGGCCGAAUCCGUCUCGAAAGAAGCUAUAUACAAAGCUCGCAUCAUUAGACGAUUUAUCGGAUCCCGCAACAAACUACAAACUGCGGGAGACGUGGGGAGAAAUCAUACAACAGUAUUCAGAGACACGCUUGACCCACCGCUCAGACAAGCUAGUGGCACUAGCCGGUAUUGCUUCCAUAAUUGAGACCAAGUUCGACAUGAGAUCGUCUUUCGGACUGUGGUUGGAGAUGAUCAUUGACGAACUUCUAUGGUUCCGUUGCCUCGAUAAGGAUGCGACGGGCGUGCGACUUGACAUCGCGCCCACUUGGUCGUGGAUCAGCUUAGCCGACUGUAUCAUUAGUGGCGCCAAUACUUUGCAUGAUGGGGAGAUAGGCGAGGAACAUCGACUGGUUGAUGAAACGAAGCACCCAUUCGACUGA